Messenger RNA from Loxodonta africana (African savanna elephant), 3049 nucleotides. It is a transcript of the gene SATL1, whose product is annotated as spermidine/spermine N1-acetyl transferase like 1. Gene Ontology annotation, molecular function: spermidine binding; diamine N-acetyltransferase activity. The record is from RefSeq and is a predicted model, not a curated record. The transcript has 6 exons. The coding region runs from base 383 to 2461 and encodes 692 amino acids. Lineage: Eukaryota; Metazoa; Chordata; Mammalia; Proboscidea; Elephantidae.
AGCAAACCGCCGGCAUCUAUAACCCUCUUCUGGUAACCCUCCUUUUUUCCUCCCAUUCUCACCUUGAAGGAAGGGUAUCUCGAAGUGUAGAUCAAGUUGAGAACACCCGGGAAGAGGCGACAGCCGCACACCACAGCACUGUAGUUAAGGGCUCCUGUUCUAUCUAGACAGUCAUUGGCCAAACAGUCCUCUGCCAAUCUGCCAUCGGCGGACGAGUCCUCUCCCAACCAGUCCUUGGCAGCUAGUCCUUGGCUAAUCAGCCAUAAACCAACUAGUCAUUAGCCAACCAGGCACAAAUCAACCACACAUGAACCAACCAAGCACCAGCCAACCGGAUGCAAGCCUACCUGUAACGAACUAACCAGGCACAAGUCAACCCGGCAUGAGUCAAGGAAGCAUGAGCCAACCAGGCAUGAGCACAAGCCAAAAUGGUAUGAACCAACCAGGCAUGAGCCAACCAAGCACAAACCUAGCUAGUAUGAAUCAACCAGGUAUGAGUCAACAAAGAAUGAGCCAACCAGGUACAAGCCUACCCGCUAUGAACCAAGACAGCACGAGCCAACGAGGCACGAGCCAAGCAGAUGUGAAUACAAACUUAACUGUUAUGAACCAACGAGGCAUGAACCAGCCAGGCAUGAGCCAACCAUGCACAAGCCUAACUGGUAUGAGCCAAUCAGGUAUAAGCCAAGGAAGCAUGAGCCAACCAGGCACCAGCCUACCUGUUAAAAACCAACCAGGCACAAGUCAACGAGGCAUGAGCCAACCAGGCACGAGUACAAGCCAAAAUGGUAUGAACCAACCAGGCACGAGCCAAGGAGGCAUCAACCAACCAGGCAUGAGCCAACCAAGCACAAACCUAGCUAGUAUGAAUCAACCAGGCAUGAGCCAACAAAGGAUGAGCCAACCAGGUAUGAAUCAACCAGGUACAAGCCUACCUGGUAUGAACCAACCAGGUAUGAGCCAAGGAGGUAUGAGCCAAUCAGGCACCAGCUUACCUGGUAUGAACCAACCAGGCACUAGCAAACCAGGCAUGAGUCAACAAAGCAUGAGCCAACUAGGCACGAGCACAGGCCUAACUGGUAUGAAUCAACCAGGCACAAGCCAAAGAAGCACGAGCCAACUAGGCAAGAGUCGGUCAGGUACAAGCCUACCUGAUAUGAACCAACCCGGUAGGAGCCAACGAGGCAUGGGCCCAUCAGGCACCAGCUUAACUGGUAUGAACCAACCAGGCACUAGCCAACCAGGCACGAGUCAACGAAGCAUGAGCCAAGCAGGCAUAAGCACAAGCCUAACUGCUAUGAACCAACCAGGCACAAGCCAACGAAGCAUGAGCCAACCAGGCCUGAGUCAACUAGGUACAAGUCUACCUGGUAUGAACCAACACGGUAUGAGCCAACGAGGCAUGGGCCAAUCAGGCACCAGCUUAACUGGUAUGAACCAACCAGGCACAAGCAAACCAGGCACAUGUCAACGAAACGUGAGCCAAUCAGCCAUGAGCACAAGCCUAACUGGUAUGAACCAACCAGGCAGGAGCCAAGGAAGCAUGAGCCAACCAGGCAUGACUCAACCAACCACAAGCCUAACUGGUAUGAACCAACUAGGCACCAACCAAGGAAGCAUGAGCCAACGAGACACCAGCAUACCUGCUAUGAACAAAUCAGGCACAAGCCAACUGGGCACGAGUCAACAGGGCAUGAGCCUACCUGGUAAGAACCAACUGGGCACAAGCCAACGAGGCAUGAGUCAACCAGGCAUAAGCCAACCCAGCACGAGCCUAUCUGGUAUGAACCAACUAGUUAGAAGCAAACCACGAAAGAGCCAAGCAGGCAUGAGCCAACCGGGCAGUAGUCAAUCAGGCAUGAACCAACCAAGCACAAGCUUACCUGACACAAACCAACCAGGCGUGAAACAACCAGGCACGAGCCAAGCAAGCAUGAAGCAACUAUGCAUGAGUUCUUUCAGGAUAAGACCUGCAGAGGCUCGAGACUGCCCUGAAAUACUGCGCCUGAUUAAAGAACUGGCUGCUUAUGAAAACAUGCUAGAUGCAGUGACGGUAACAGAAAUGGAUUUACUCAGGGAUGGCUUUGGGGACAAUCCCCUUUUCUACUGCCUGAUUGCAGAAGUACAAAAUCAACAUAAACCAUCAGACACAGUGACCAUUGGAUUUGCCAUGUACUACUUUGCAUACGACCCCUGGAUUGGCAAGUUACUUCACCUGGAGGACUUUUAUGUCAUACGAGCUUAUCGAGGCCUAGGUAUCGGAGCUGAAAUGCUGAAGAGGCUAAGUCAGAUAGCCAUCAGAAGCCAGUGCAACUGCAUGCACCUCCUUGUCGUUAUUUGGAACCAGGCUUCUAUUGACUACUAUACUCAUCGGGGGGCUUUAGACCUUUCCUCUGAGGAGGGCUGGCACCUGUUCAGAUUUAAUAGAGAAGAACUCAUGGAAAUGGCAGGGGAAGAAUGAAGAAGGAUGCGUAACAACACAUCCCAACACAGGCCUCAACAUCUGAAUGUCACCUGAGUUCAACGACAGUUUGGCUUUGAAUGUUGUACAAUACAAAUGAUGAUAACAGUCUGGUUGGAGUAGAUCUUUUACUCUGAAGUAGAUUUUGCAGCUAUGGUCAACUCCCUAUUAUCCCAAAUCAUAUACUCAUGGCUAGGAGCACUGCUGAUAACCCAAAUGAGCAGGUAAGUCAAAAAUCACUUAUACUUGACUUUAAGCUUUUUUUUACUUGCCGUAUUUCACCAAAUUUAAGAUUUUUUUCCCCACAUUUUAACAUCUGAAAUCGGGGUAAGCAUAAUGAUCAACUGGCAGCCUUUUCUCUCUUAGAGGUAAAUAGUAGCAUCUUAGAACCCACUGCCGUUGAGUCGAUUCUGACUCAUAACGACCCUAUAGGACAAGUAGAACUGCCCCCAUAGGGUUUCCAAGACCGUAAAUCCUUAUGGAAGCAAACUGCCACAUCUUUCUCCUGCAGAGCAGCUGCUGGGCUCGAACGGCUGACCUUUAGGUUAGCAGCCGAGCACUUCACCACUGCGCCACCAGGGAUCCUAA